AUGGCGUCCUGUCUGGCCCUGCGCACGGUGCUGCUGCUCCUCUGCGGGGUCCUGGCGCCUGCGGUGCUCACAGCCGAGGGCCCGCAGGAGCCCGCGCCCACCCUGUGGAACGAGCCCGCGGAGCUGCCGUCAGGAGAAGACCCCGUGGAGAGCACCAGCCCCGCCUGGGAGCCGGCAGUCAGCGGCCCACCCGCGCACACCGCCACGCCGAGCCCCGAGGACAGCACCGCCCAGGAGCGCCUGGACCAGGGCGGGGGCUCGCUGGGGCCGGGCGCCAUCGCCGCCAUCGUCAUCGCCGCCCUGCUGGCCACCUGCGUGGUGCUGGCGCUCGUGGUGGUCGCGCUGAGGAAGUUUUCCGCCUCCUGAAGCGAAUAAAGGGGCCGCGGUGCGGCUCGGCGGCACCCCAGCAACCACCUUGGCCUCGUUGGUUUGUCUGAGUCCCUGAGCACACUUGUUCCGGCCAGUUUUCUCCACGUGGAUACUCAGAUGAC
Budorcas taxicolor (takin) is the source of this 491-nucleotide messenger RNA. It is a transcript of the gene SNORC, whose product is annotated as secondary ossification center associated regulator of chondrocyte maturation. The record is from RefSeq and is a predicted model, not a curated record. Gene Ontology annotation, biological process: cartilage development. The transcript has 4 exons. Bases 1 to 366 code for a protein of 121 amino acids. NCBI's taxonomy places the organism in Eukaryota, Metazoa, Chordata, Mammalia, Artiodactyla, Bovidae. Gene Ontology annotation, cellular component: cell periphery.